AUGGGUCUAAUGUUUUGGGUGUCCUUCAAAGGACCCCUUUCUCCUAAUACCCCAACCACUCAUUCGGACGUCAACAGCCCAAAAUUUGCUCCACACUCCGGGCCUAGUCAGCGAUGCUCAUGCUCACGCUACCGCCUUUUCUACUACAGAAGACAAGAGAACUUCUUGCUCGGGGGAGGUGGAAAUACGCCAAAUGCACUGUCUAGUAUUGAAACGACGAAUGGUUGGCAUCACAUCGAGUACUGGUAG
Messenger RNA from Protopolystoma xenopodis, 249 nucleotides. The record is from the annotation of a GenBank genome assembly. Lineage: Eukaryota; Metazoa; Platyhelminthes; Monogenea; Polystomatidea; Polystomatidae.